This is a messenger RNA of Porites evermanni, 4178 nucleotides long. Lineage: Eukaryota; Metazoa; Cnidaria; Anthozoa; Scleractinia; Poritidae. The record is from the annotation of a GenBank genome assembly.
AUGUUACCUGGGAAACUGUUGCCAGGUCAACAGCAAGGUAUGAACAUGCGAAGUUUCACUUAUGUUCAUUCUAGCACAAAACAUUGAGCUUGUGGACCGCAGAUUCAAGUGGCAAUUCACUUGGAAGAAGGCAGAGUUCAAGGAAGGGUUAAAAAUUCAAGCUAAUUUUAUUUCCUCGCGCCAAGAAAAAUAAAAGCUGUUGUAGUGUAGCCGUUGUAAGAGGUUCAACUGUAUUUAUGAAAUUACUUGCUUUCUACAAUUAGUAUGAAUUUUGGACAUUCCUUUGAUUAAGGAUUUGCGUAAAAAUGGAAUUUAAGUUUCUGCAAUAACUUUGAAAUAUAAUAUAUAUAAAAAAAAAAAGGAAAAGGAGUAUCUUUAUCAUUAUCGUAUCGAACUUUGCGCCAGGAGGAGCAUAAUUAAGGUUAAGUAUUUUAAUACUUGAUAAUGUAUAGAUUUAGCCCGGGCUAAAAGCGAAGCUCUCGAUAAUAUUUAUAGUUUGUUCAAACAAAAUAUAAAAUAUUGUAUAGUAAUGCUCAGGUGCAAAGGCCGGAGCCGGAGAACGGUGAAAGACAACAACAGCUCUAAUUAGCAAAAAUGCAACUUUGCACGUGCAGCACACUUUGUUUGUACAUUUCUUUGCGGUUGUUGUGCACGACUACAACGUGAAACUUCCAGAAACUUCUUAGUUACACGUUUUAUGGAGGAAAUGUCGUACGUGUUCUCGUUCACUUUUUUCCACUGCCGCUCAUUUUCACCUUGCAUUAUUGGGGGCCGCUAGCAUUUCUCAUUUUGUCACCGGCGCUACAAAUUUUUUUUAAAAAUCUCCGUCGCCCUUUUUCUCGUUGAGCUUCGCUGGCGUGCCGCGCACUUUCUCUUUUUCUCUGUCUUUCUCUUACUCUAUAUUCCAAAUUUGUGGACAUGACAAUUUAUCUGAGCUUAAUACUUUUGACAACACGGAUACAGAAAAAAUUUCCGCUUUCCGUUUUCGUCUUUUUUGACUCUUUUGUUGUCUCUGCUUUACAAGACGCCGGUGGCUAUGCGGUUUCCCGCCAAAAUAACCUCGAGUUGCAUUUCGGUUGCCAUACCUGUUGAUUGAGUUAUUUUACAUUGGUAUGCCUGUGGUGCGGACGGACGGUCGGUGUACGGUAACGUGAGUACCAAAUUUUCUCGGAUGGGUAGAUUACUUCAUUUUCUUACCAAUGGUGCUCCGCUGGCGCCCUGCGCGCGCGAGAGCUCCCUUAUAAACACUCAAAGGUUUUAGGGUCCUGAAAAUUAACAGAGCUUAAAGGGGGUACCUUUUUUAAGCCUCGGGUUAUGAAACCUUAAUAUUAUGCAAUAAAACAAAACACAAACAAACAGUUGACACUGCGCCAACACCAAACACCAACAAACAAAACUCAUUUAUACCUUUGUUUUAGGAAUGUGUGGUGGUCUUCUCACUGGUCCAUCCGGGAAUUUGGCAUCUCCUUAUUAUCCUGACAACUACCCUAACAACGCCUAUUGUGUCUGGACAAUUACUGUACCUCAAGGAUCACAACUCAGAAUUGAUUUUCUUUUCUUCGAAACUGAAUCUUGGUAUGUUUCGAAUUCCGCAAUUAUAUUCUUGAUUAUGUCAUAACAUCAACAUAACCUUUGCCAAAUGAAUUCAAGUUUAGUUGGAAAUUUGCCAUCACGGUUUUUUUAAUCUUUUGAAUAAUAAAAGAACUUGGAGCUGGGACUAAGAAAAUGUCAUCAAUGAAACUUUACUAUCCAAAAAAGUAAGUAAGCCCUUCAAAAGCAUUGAUAUAUCAUCACAUUUUGUGUUUUCUUUUACCGUUGGAUUUGAAUAAAAAUAUAUUCCCCCGAUUUAAUUUUGAUUUCAGUAGCUUGUUUUACUAUGCUAAGUAGUAUAUAUUUUUACAUUAAGAAAAAUGUACAAGAGGUACGAGAGGUCUAAAAGUUUAAGCAAAGCGUGUAAUUAAGCAACAUAAAGAAAAUAAACCAAAAUAUGUUUUCCAUUUGUAUUCAACUUUACAGCCGUGAUUACGUCAAAGUUUUUGCGGGAAGACGACUUUUACAUCGUGUCUCUGGGAAGGGAGUUGAUACAGACGAAAAAUAUCUCAAGAAAAUUGAUGAUGAUAAAGAUGACGAAUUCGAUGAUGAUGAUGAUGAAUGUGAUGAUGAUGAUCGUGAUGAUCGUGAUGAUCGUGAUGAUCGUGACGAACGUGAAGACGGUUAUGAUGAUAAACGAAGUUUUGGCAAACUCUCCUACGAAAACAGGCGCCGGCGAGAUGUAAAUGUUGUAUCCAUCCAAGGAACUGCUGAGCCAAUCAGGAUUGUUUUUAGAUCGGAUCCUUGGGUCACCAGGAGGGGAUUCUUUGCUCAUUACACUGUUGGACAAGCAGGUAACCCAGUAGAACCCACUCUCUACCGAACGUUCACGUGUUAACAGGAGUCUGCUGCUAAGUAAUGUUUUUGAAAAAAAUCUGCAGUGGAACCUCGCCUUUAAGACACCUCUUUUCGAGGGAUACCUCCAUUCAAGAGACACAAAAUUUGGUUCCGGAAAAAUGUUCACAUAAUCUUUGUAAUUUUGUUUCCUCUGUUGCAGAGACAUCUCAGGGGAAAGGGACACGUUUGCUGGGUCCCGUAACCCAGGUUUAACCUCCAUUCGGGGACACUUUAGCACUCAAAACGUGACUGACCACAAAGAGGGUUGAAAACUUUAGGUGUAUUACUAAUCACAAUCAUUUCAUCUUUCACAACAUGAACUAUCUCACUUAAAUCAAUGCACUGGACUUGUGGAAAUUCAACAAACAAUAAUGCAGAGAUAAGUUUUUCAUGAUUUUUUGUUUGUUAUCUAGCUGCUUUAUAAUGACUGCAGCAGAUUCUGAGGAAAAAUAAGAAAAAUUAUGUGUUAACUUUGCUUGUUAAUUAAUUAUUAAGAAACCCCACACCAACCUGCAUUCAGGAGACACCUCUGUUCAAGGGACACUUGCCUCGGUCCCAAGGGCGGUCCCCUAAUAGAGGUUCUACUGUAAUUUUUUCGGUCUUGAAGUGUCGAGCAGAAUGAUGAUUUAGCUUCGUCGUAUUGAUGACCUAGCUAAUUUACGUUUACCCAAAGAUAUGAUGGAGCUGAUCUAUUAACGCUUGUCUUUAGACACUCAUGGACGAAUGCAACCUUCCAAAUUAACUUUUGCAGAAGCCUACCAUUUUUGUUAGUUUUCUAUAUUUUAACGAACAAAGUAUGAAGAAGCUACAUGAUUGUUUACUGAUAUUCUGAGUUCUACUGCUUGAAUUAUUUUCUUUGAUUAGCAAUUUGUGGAGGUCCAUUGACUGGUAUAUCUGGAAAUUUCACAUCACCUGGUUUCCCUGCUAAUUAUCCAAAUGACGCACGGUGCAGAUGGUCAAUUACUGUGCCAAGAGGAUCGACCCUGAUGCUGAAUUUCGUUACCUUUGAAACUGAGCGAUGGUUGGUUAAUGUAAUAUUGAGCAAAUAAAUUAUCUAUUCAUAGCUGUCCGUUCAGCCUUGCCUUCAACUUAAAGUAAUUCUCUGAACUAUCUAUAACGACUUUAGGAUGACAUAAUUGCAUAGUACUAUUACCGCAGUCACAAACAAAAUUGUAAUAAAAAACAAUAAACAAAUUUUACGUUUCUUAGCCUUUCUAAUUAGAGGUCCGAAAAGUUUACGUCAAAUCAGUGUCAUUAAUUACUUUAAUUUUUUUAAAUUUUUAUGUUACUUUUUAUCAUUUUUGUCAUUUUUUUUUUCAAUGGUUACCAGGUGUAUAUACACUUGAAAAACAUAAAUGAAUGGUUGUUAAAUAGUUCAUUUUAAUUAAGGUAGCUUAUUUAUCCGUCUUAUCAACAGUCACGAUUACGUUGAAAUCGUGCAAGGAUGGCGAGUAUUGCAGCGUAUGAGUGGAGUAUAUUAUCGCUAUGGUUGGAUCAACGACGAAGAUGAUGACGACGACGAUGAUUGUGACGAUGAUGACGACGAAGAUGAUGACGACGACGAUGAUAAAGACGACAGAGAUGAUCACAAGAAGAAAAAAUACCGAACGGGAGGAUUCUUCGGAUUUCCUUACUUGUACAUUCCAGGAACAGGGGAAGAGAUUGUAAUCAUUUUUAAAUCAGACCGCAUUAUCACCAGACAAGGAUUCAAUGUGAUGUAUCGCGUAUUGCAAGGUGAGGUGAAUUUUAUU